Messenger RNA from Ostertagia ostertagi, 1152 nucleotides. Lineage: Eukaryota; Metazoa; Nematoda; Chromadorea; Rhabditida; Trichostrongylidae. The record is from the annotation of a GenBank genome assembly.
AUGCUGAUCAUCAGCUUCGGCCUGUGGGGUGUCGGCGACAUGCUGAAGGCGGUCGGACGCAGUUCCGAAGUGGCGCAUGUCGGCGGCACCAAACUGCCGAUCUAUGGCUGGGUUGGCGGUGCGCCGGUCUAUGCGACCGAGGUGCGCGAGCAGUUCAACCGCCAGCUCGAAGCGAUCCAGCGCCAGACCGGCCAGCGCCCCGAGCAGGAGCAGGCGCUGCGCUACGGCCUCCACGUGCGGGCCCUCGAGGAAGUGAUCCAGCGCGCCGUCCUCGACUAUGCGGUCCGCGAGUUCGGACUGAUCGUGAGCGACGAGGAAGUCCGCGCCGCGAUCGCCCGCAACCCGGCUUUCCAGGGCACCGGCGGCUCGUUCGAUCCCCUGCUCUACCGCAACCGCCUGCAGCAGGCCCGCAUCAGCGAGCAGCAGUUCGUCGUCGACAUGCGUCGCGAGAUCGCGGCCAGCCAGCUGUUCGGCGCCGUGCGCGCCGACGGGCUCGCGCCCGUGUCGCUGCGCGACCAGAUCUUCAAGCUGGAGAGCGAGAAGCGCACCGCCGAGACGAUCUACAUUCCCGACGCGAUCGUGGUCGACGUCCCGAAGCCCACCCCGGAACAGCUCAACACCUAUUUCGAGGCCAACAAGGCCAAGUUCCAGAUCCCCGAGUUCCGGGCGUUCUCCUACGUCAUGAUCACGGUCGACGACGUGCAGAACCAGGUGGCCGUCACCUCCGACGCCGUGCGCCAGGAAUACGAGGCCCGCGCCGCCGAGUUCGGCACGCCCGAGAAGCGCGACGUCGACCAGGCGAUGACCGACACCGAGGACAAGGCCAAGGCGAUCAUCGCCGCCGCCAAGGGGGGUAAGUCGCUCGAGGACGCCGCCAAGGAAGUGACCGGCAAUGCCGACGGCGUCAUCAAGCUCGGCUCGGUGACCAAGAAGGACCUCCCGCCCGGCCCGCUGGCCGACGGCAUCUUCGGCCUGCCGGAAGGCAUCGCCGCCGCGCCGAUCCAGUCGCCGCUUGGCUGGCACAUCGUGCGCAUCAACAAGAUCGAGGCCGGCAAGGCCGUGCCCUUCGAGGAGGUCAAGGAGAAGCUCGAGAAGGACCUGAAGGCGCAGCAGGCACCCGACCUGCUGAUCAAGCUGGUCACCGACUUCGAG